AUGAUGCUUUCAUCACUAUCACCAAACGAUUACGAGCUCCGAGGCACAGAGCGCAAACCGAUCGAUCCGCCGCCCAUUGUUCGGCUUCUCGUCAAUCCGAGAAAAGACCCAAACAGGACUUUUCUGCAAAACCCCUACCUGAUCCUGACCGCCAGGCUAAUCCCCAAGGGUGACGAUGAGCCAGACAGUGGGGGAGGGCCGAAGGAGAGCGAUUUGACAGGAACACUGGUCUCGUCCCUCUAUAGUCUCAAGGAUACCGACAACACCCAAGGCGGCUUCUUUGUCUUUGGCGAUCUCUCUGUUAGGAGAGUGGGAACAUACCGACUGCUCUUUAUGCUCUAUGAGCUAAGGUUGGCCGACAAAGAGUGCUGGUUGUUGUCACGCACAGUUUCCGAUCCAUUCAUCGUCUACGCAACCAAGAGCUUCCCCGGGCUGGCCGAGUCAACGUUUUUGACGCGCUCAUUCAGCGAUCAGGGCGUCCGCUUGCGCCUGCGUAAGGACUCGCGCAGCGUCUCAAGCAAGAAACGGAGCUUGGGAAUGGCAACGCAAGAUCAGAUGCGGCCGCCCCAGGGCAGCUAUGGCUACCUCCCUCAUGACACUAGCCAUGACUUGAGCAGCCCGAAUGGAAGCACACACCACCUCCGCCAGCUCGACAGGACCAGGAGCGCGAUUGGGUCCCAGAGCGGUUACUAUGGUGACUCGCCGCAGAUGCGGCCAGGAGAGUACGGGUCUGGCUCUUAUGGCUACAGCAGUUACGACGACAAGCCGACGAAGCGCGCCCGCCUGGAUGGUGCCCCCGAUGACAGCCCACACGGCUAUGAGAGCGACUAUCAUCCGUAUGCUCAAGCUGGUCCACGCACAGUUCCUGACCCGCUCACCUCGAUCUACCCCAUGUCCACCAGCUAUCCAGUCCCUGCGCAACCUGCUCUGGCUGGUCUGCCGAUGCCGAGUCCGUAUGGCUCUAUUCCACGUCUCGACACGCAGCACCUUCCUCCUCACUCACCAGCCGCGCCCACUUCGGCUACAUCGACCUUCUCUCCUGAACCCCGGAGAUCCCCGGUCACAUCAUAUCCCUAUGGCACACAACAUACUCCGACAGCGCCGCCGCCGCCUGCAAUGUUUGCCGCUCCUACCGCGCCUACCAGCCUGCCGUAUCAUGCGGCAAACCCGGCACCGCUUCCCCAUCCGAAUGGUUUGGGAAUUGCUCUGCCAGGGAUGGGUCUAGAAGCCGUAAAGGAUUAG
This is a messenger RNA of Thermochaetoides thermophila DSM 1495, 1242 nucleotides long. RefSeq lists its product as uncharacterized. Bases 1 to 1242 code for a protein of 413 amino acids. The transcript has 2 exons. NCBI's taxonomy places the organism in Eukaryota, Fungi, Ascomycota, Sordariomycetes, Sordariales, Chaetomiaceae. The record is from RefSeq and is a predicted model, not a curated record.